AGUCAGUGGAGGGAGGCCAAACAUUCCGAAGCGUUUCCAGGUGCCAUUGUCUAUGAAAUGGAAGCCUCUCGUUACAGUUCUCGAAGAAUUUCACAGGAAAUGUUAUUUUCAUUCUUUGAGAAUAUUCCCUUAAGACCUUCAUUGAUUUAGCUGGAUGGAAAACAGUUUGCAUUGGAGUUCUAUUUUAUCGGUUAAAGUGAUAUUUAUAAUAUACGUGUUUGUGCAAUAAACAAUUUGCAAAAUGGAUUCUGAGCAAAUACACGUGAAUGUCGGUGGUCAAACAUACAGAAUAUCAAGAGAUAAGAUUGACAAUGGUCCGCAUUCAAAUCUGAAGUAUUUGGUACAGAAUGGGUGUACAGUUUUUGACAGACCAGCUGAUAUGUUUAGCCCCAUAUUGGCUCUAUAUCAGACGGGAGAAUUACAUAUUCCUGUGACUUCAUGUCCUGGGGCAUUUCUACGUGAACUGGAAUUCUGGGAUAUAAGUCCGGACAUCCUUUCACAGUGUUGCAAAAACAGAAUACAGAGCUUUCUAGACGAGGAAGAGACAUUACGCAAGUUCCGGAAGUGUCAAGGUGAUCAAUAUGACAACACACCCAGCAGGUACUCGCUGGACUGUAUCCCGUUUCUGAGGGGCAUCCGGGCCGUCCUCUGGGGAAUCUGUGGGAACGGGAAAGCUUCGGUACUCUCAAAGACAUACGUGGCGGUGUCUCUGUUCAUGGUGCUACUGUCAAUAUUCACGGUGGCCUAUAGCACACAUCCCACAUUCCAGCGGAAUAUGACAAACUGCGAGCGUCUGCAAUACAUGCAUCUUACCAACAUGACCGGCCAAGAACAACUGCAAGAUAUUCUCGAACAAGACUGCGACUCCGAAAACAUACCAGAAGCUCUGCAGAGUACGAAUCAUUGGAACGUUGAUGAAGACAAUUUCAUCGAGGUGCUAGUUUUAGCUUCUCCAUCCCGCAUAUCCACGACUACCGGGACCCCCGCGAUGCCCAAUGGCUCUUUUCAAACUGAUCCCAUUGUUGGUGACCCGAUUUUUAUUGAAUACGUAAAAUUACCAAACAUGAAAGUGAAGAUCAUAACGUUCGUAGUCUUGGAACUGAUAACGGUGUCUUUCUUCACGGUAGACAUUGUUUUGCGUUUGUGUUCGUGUCCGUGUCUUCUACGAUAUUUCACAUCUGUCAUCAACAUUGCUGAUGCCGCUGCAUUGAUUGCGACUUACAUUCACAUGUUAUGUUUGUUUUUCUUUGAAAGGAAGCAGUACGAAAAGAGUUGGUUGGAUUUGCUACAAUUCAUGCAAAUGCUCAGAGCAUUUCGGUUGUUUCGCAUCACCAAUAAUACUCGCGCUGGUAGAGUAUUGACAUACACGGUGUACGCUAACAUACGGGAUUUACUCAUCGUGUUUUUGUUCCUAAUUGCCGGAAUGUGUACAUUCGCUAGCGUGUUUUACAUUGCGGAGAGAACGGACAAUAUCGAUAGCAUCCCCAUGGCGUGGUAUUGGGCCGCAAUUACCAUGACAACAGUCGGAUAUGGAGAUAUUACUCCAACGACGGGUAUCGGACGACUUGUAGCCGUUUUCUGCUCUAUUUCUGGUGUUCUCCUGUUCGCGUUGACUGUGCCUAUUUUCGCCAACCACUUCCUGUCCUUGUACACCCAUGUGGGGACAGUUUGCGCUAGCAGUGAGAUAGUGAAAAACGUAUCGUUGCAGUCCGCGCAGAGUAGAGAAAAUAUUAAUAAUGACGAUGUUAAACACCAAGAUAAUCAAGAAAAACGUUGAUGUAUAGCAUUAAGUCGGCGAACUCAUCAGAAUCGUUUUAGGGCCUUUUUGAAUGAUGAAAAAAUAGUAGUUUUAUUAGAACGCGCAUUAUUUCAGCCAUUUUAUUAGAUACUAAGAUUCAAUAUAAUACGAAUACAACUUUUCUGACAAAAAUGCGAUUACUUAUAUCAGUAAUGAAGAAAAUAUGCACUUUUAGAUGUGGAACUUAUUCGCAAUUAGAGUAUAAAAUGCUACAAACGGCUACUGCAGAUAGGCACCUGAGUGACGACUAUGGGAGAUCGCUGGGCAAGGACUUCCCUAAUAAUUCUGAUUCGUUUCAGUUUUUCAAGUCCAGAUCACAUGACCAUCAUCAGAUAAUAUUUUCUUAUUCAGACAGCUGGAAGAAAGAGACAAGCCUUUUUGUUGUGUAUCAGUGAAAACAAGUGUCAUGUUAGAUGGGAAAUAUGUUUAUCACCUUAAGAGUUGAACAGUUGAUCUGACGUGUAAAUAAUUUUAUUCCAGAAAAUUGAUAUACAUGCAUGUCCUCUAAAUAACGUGCCAGAACUGUUUUGACAUUUCUAAACGCAGCCUUAUAUUAACAUGCUUGAAAAAAGAGGUCCUGUAUAUUGUACAAACGCAAUUAAUGCCAAUUCAUUUCAAGUCUGUGAUGUAGUGUUUGAUGUAUGUUCUCUAAAUAACGUGUCAGAAUGGUUUUGGCAUUUCUAAAUGUAACAAAAUAUUAACGUUUUUGCAAAGUAAGUUGUUCUACCAAAAUGUUUCGUCUCAUUUGUCGUAAAAACAUACAAAUUGCAAUUCUGCCAAUUUCAUUUCAAGUCUGUGAUGUAGUGUUUGUCUUGUACAUUGUGAUUUAGAAUAGUUCCAUCAGACUUUGUAAUCAGUUUCUGUUGCAGCCUCUUCAGAUUAACGUUUGCCAGGUGCGGAUUUCUUUAUACCGAAUUUCUUUACUUAGUCACAACCUGUAAAAUAAAGUUCAUGCCGUGAGCCAGAAAAAAUAUGGUUAUAGUGCCGUUUCAUGUUUUACUGUUUGAAAAAAAUGUUCAAUAAACAAAAUUAAAAGCA
Molecule: messenger RNA, 2836 nt
Organism: Mya arenaria
Lineage: Eukaryota; Metazoa; Mollusca; Bivalvia; Myida; Myidae
Product: potassium voltage-gated channel protein Shaw-like
Exons: 5
Coding region: 242-1777 (511 amino acids)
Biological process (GO): potassium ion transmembrane transport; protein homooligomerization
Cellular component (GO): membrane; voltage-gated potassium channel complex
Molecular function (GO): delayed rectifier potassium channel activity
Source: RefSeq, a predicted model, not a curated record